AUGGCUUACAAUCUUCAACCUCUCAUCACCAUUCUUGAAGGAAUCCUUGAUCCUCGCCAAUCACGAUGGAUCGUUGAUGAAAACAACCCUCAACUCCAAUCCCUUCUCCAUAAAGCUACUUCUCUUCAAAAGCUCAUCCUUGAUAGUAAAUCUUCACUCACCAAUCUAGACACCCAAAUAAGAGAAGUAGCACACCAAGCUGAAGACAUCAUUGAAUCCCACAUGGUUCAUCAUAUGCUCUCCGGAUCGGAUUCUCAUCAAGCGGAGAAGCUCAUGGAGAUGGAGGAUAAGAAGAUGCUUCGAGAACUUGAUUCUGCAACGGAACAAGCGAAGCUGGUGGAUAAGAAGAUGCCGUCUAGCAGUUCAUCAUCCAGUGGUGUGGUGGGAAUUGAUGCAGAUCUGAUGCAGCUCAAGGAUCGGCUGGCCGGGAUGCAGACAAAGCUGGAGAUCGUCCCCAUCGUUGAAUUUGAUAAACAUAAGGGCAAGGGAAUACAUGAGUUAAAAGAUAUAUUGUAUAAGAGCUUAUAUGGUAGAAAGUACUUGAUUGUACUAGAUGAUAUAUGGAGCACCAAAUUCUGGGAUGAGAUGAGGAUGUACUUCCCAGUCAUCAACAACGGGAGUCGCAUUCUGAUCACCACUAGGGAAUCCGAUGUGGUGAACUAUACUGACUCUUCGAGAUCACAACAUCAAAUGCAACUGCUUAGCGAGUCUGAAAGUUGGAAUCUGCUCCACCAACUUGUGUUUGGAGAAGAGGAGUGCCCUCCUGAAUUACAAGAGAUUGGUCAAAAGAUAGCCAAGGAUUGCGAUGGGCUUCCUCUAGCCAUAAGUGUGAUUGGAGGGCUGCUAUCUAAGAUGGAAAGAUCAGAAGAUGCUUGGAGGAAAAUUGGGGACAAUGUAAUUGCAGCAAUUUCUGAAUCUGACGAGCGAUGCUAUAGUAUAUUGUCUUUAAGUUAUGACCAUUUGCCGAAUCACUUGAAACCAUGUUUCUUAUACAUGGGAGCUUACCCCGAAGACUUUGAGAUUAAAGGCUCCAAACUCAUACUUUUGUGGGUUGCAGAAGGAUUUGUAAAAUCAAAUGGGGAAAGAAGUUUGGAGGAAGAGGCCGAGGAUUGGCUAAAGUCUCUAAUAGAUAGAAAUCUAUUUCAAGUCAGAAAAUACGAAAGGGAUGGAAAUGCAAAGAGUUACAGCAUGCAUGAUCUGUUGAGGGUUAUAUGCAUCAGGAAAUGUAGUGAAGAAGAGUUUAUGAAUGGUCCCAACAAGUUCACAUUCCCUAAUCCACGCCGCAUGAGUUUUCACACAUCAGACGAAUUGGAAGAUGUUAAUGAUUCAACAGAGUCAAUGUCACUAACUCGAUCUCUUAUAUGCAUUGGUUUUCAGAGGGCUGAGUUUCCACUUGGUGCUUUUUCCGCGGCAAGAUUGCUAAGGGUGUUGGACUUAAUGGAUACGCGUUUCGAUAGUUUUCCAACUGAAAUAUUUGAACUUAUCAACCUGCGGUUUGAUGAGGCAGCUGAGCUAUGGAAGCUCUGUGAGUUAAGAUACCUGACGGUGGAUGGAAUUGAGUUGUUAAAAGAUGAGGAAAUGAACUAUAGUGUCCUGUUGAAGCUGCAAAGUAUUGUGACAGUAAAUGUAGAUCUGUAUGACUGUGAAUUGAAUUUCGGAGCGUGGAGGAGUCUGUGUGCACUAAAUAAGCUGGAGGUGUUCACGUUCACUUGCUGUAAUUUUAAAAGCAAGGAGGAGACAAAUGGAGAUGAGUCUGAAAGCGAGGAUACAUAUACAUGGGAUGAAGAAUGGGAGUUAGAAGAUGGAGAUGUGUUCCCCUCACUGCACUUUCUAACUCUUAAACUUUUGUAUUCUCUUCCGUUUUGGACAGCUGACAAGACCAACUUCCCUAGACUCCGCCAACUCCGUGUAGCUGGCUGCUGCGAUCUAUAUGAAAUCCCAAGCGGCAUUGGAGAGAUCCCAACACUUGAAUUAAUUGAGUUGGUAGAUUGCACCAAAUCCACAGUCGCCUCGGCAAAAAGGAUCAUCAACGAGCAAUCUGGAAAUGGAAACAACCAUCUCAAACUCUACAUCGAUAACCGGAUCGAGCUCGGAAGCUAA
Molecule: messenger RNA, 2100 nt
Organism: Salvia hispanica
Lineage: Eukaryota; Viridiplantae; Streptophyta; Magnoliopsida; Lamiales; Lamiaceae
Source: RefSeq, a predicted model, not a curated record